Messenger RNA from Suricata suricatta (meerkat), 2426 nucleotides. It is a transcript of the gene DIAPH2, whose product is annotated as diaphanous related formin 2. Gene Ontology annotation, biological process: actin cytoskeleton organization; actin filament polymerization. Gene Ontology annotation, molecular function: microtubule binding; small GTPase binding; actin binding. The record is from RefSeq and is a predicted model, not a curated record. Gene Ontology annotation, cellular component: actin filament; cytoplasm. The transcript is spliced from 17 exons. Bases 329 to 2395 code for a protein of 688 amino acids. NCBI's taxonomy places the organism in Eukaryota, Metazoa, Chordata, Mammalia, Carnivora, Herpestidae.
AUCACAUGCUUUGAGGCCCUCUUAAAGAGAUAGGCACCUACUUUCCCUCCACCCUAAACACCGCCCUGAGGGCGGUGACUCCAGCGACCGUGGUAAUUGCAGCUGCUCAGGGGUAGAGCUUGCCCCAGCGCCAAAUAGUGGCAAAGGCGCCUUGCGUCGGGGGUGCCUGGGAGCCGGGAUCCUGAAAUCGGCAGCUCCCCAGGCAUACACACUCUCAGACAGGAAGCGGUGAUACCUAAUAAGCCAGGGCAGCGGGACAAACCCGAGGGGCUUCCCCGAGUUGAGGAGAGGUGGGGUUAGAGGGCACAGGUAAUAGGGCAGGAAAAAGAUGGAGCAGUCCGGGACGGCGGCGUCGGGAGCGGGAGGCGGCAAUGAGGAAGGCGGCGGGGGCCGGAGCAACAAGCGGAGCACGGGAAACCGAGCCGCCAACGAAGAGGAAACGAAAAACAAACCCAAAUUGCGUGACCGAAUUACAAGUUUCAGAAAAUCUACUGUCAAAAAAGAAAAACCUCUUAUUCAGCAUCCUAUUGAUUCUCAAGUUGCAAUGAGUGAGUUUCCAGCAGCUCAGCCAUUGUAUGAUGAACGAUCGUUGAAUUUGUCAGAAAAGGAAGUACUGGAUCUUUUUGAAAAAAUGAUGGAGGACAUGAACCUUAAUGAAGAACGGAAAGCUCCUUUACGAAACAAAGAUUUUACCACCAAGCGUGAGAUGGUUGUCCAGUAUAUUUCUGCUACUGCUAAAUCCGGAGGGCUGAAAAACAGCAAACAUGAAUGCACCCUGUCUUCACAAGAGUAUGUUCAUGAAUUACGAUCUGGUAUUUCAGACGAGAAACUUCUUAACUGCCUUGAAUCUUUGAGGAUUUCUUUAACCAGCAAUCCCGUCAGCUGGGUUAACAACUUUGGCCAUGAAGGUCUCGGCCUCUUAUUGGAUGUGCUGGAAAAGCUUCUGGACAAGAAACAGCAAGAAAAUAUAGACAAGAAGAAUCAGUAUAAACUUAUUCAGUGCCUCAAAGCAUUUAUGAAUAAUAAGUUUGGAUUGCAAAGGAUUCUGGAAGAUGAAAGGAGUCUUUUGCUAUUAGCAAGAGCAAUUGAUCCCAAGCAACCCAACAUGAUGACUGAAAUAGUAAAAAUACUUUCUGCUAUUUGCAUUGUUGGAGAAGAGAACAUUCUAGAUAAACUUUUAGGGGCAAUAACUACAGCAGCAGAAAGAAAUAAUAGGGAACGAUUUUCACCAAUUGUGGAAGGAUUAGAAAAUCAUGAAGCUUUGCAAUUACAGGUGGCCUGCAUGCAGUUUAUAAAUGCCCUUGUCACGUCGCCUUAUGAGCUUGAUUUUAGAAUACAUUUAAGGAAUGAAUUCCUGCGUUCAGGCUUAAAAACAAUGUUACCAGAUCUAAAAGAAAAAGAGAAUGAUGAGCUUGAUAUUCAGUUGAAAGUAUUUGAUGAAAACAAAGAAGACGACCUGACUGAAUUAUCACACCGUCUCAAUGACAUUCGAGCAGAAAUGGAUGAUAUGAAUGAAGUAUAUCAUCUUCUGUAUAACAUGUUGAAGGACACUGCCGCUGAAAAUUACUUACUAUCCAUUCUACAACAUUUUUUGCUCAUCAGAAAUGAUUAUUAUAUCAGGCCACAGUAUUACAAGAUAAUUGAGGAGUGUGUUUCACAGAUAGUGCUGCACUGCAGUGGUAUGGACCCAGAUUUCAAGUACAGGCAAAGAUUAGACAUUGAUUUCACACAUCUGAUAGAUUCUUGUGUGAACAAGGCAAAAGUUGAAGAAAGUGAACAGAAAGCAGCAGAAUUUUCAAAGAAGUUUGAUGAAGAAUUCACAGCUCGCCAAGAAGCUCAAGCUGAACUUCAAAAAAGAGAAGAAAAAAUUAAAGAGCUUGAAACAGAAAUCCAGCAACUUCGAGCCCAGGGACAUGGACUCUCAGGUUCAUCAGGAAUUCCAGGCCCUCCUCCACCACCUCCAUUGCCAAGUAGUGGCUUAUCCCCACCACCACCACCUCCACCAGCACCACCUCUGCCCAGAGGAGCUCUUCCUCCUCCUCCACCUCCUUUACCUGGAAUGACUGGUAUACCACCACCGCCACCACCACCACCUUUAUUUGGGGGACCUGCUCCACCAUUUCCUCCAGGCAUUUCUCCUUCCCCAGGAGCACCACUGGAUCUGCCUUUUGGGAUGAAGCAGAAAAAAAUAUAUAAACCUGAAGUACCCAUGAAGAGAAUCAAUUGGUCAAAGAUUGAGCCCAAAGAAUUAUCUGAGAACUGUUUCUGGUUAAAAGUUAAGGAGGAAAAAUUUGAAAAUCCAGAUAUCUUUGCAAAAUUGGCACUGAAUUUUGCUACCCAGAUAAAAGCAACAGAAGUAUUGUUGGUAAGAAUCCAACAAACAGCCUUGUAUUAAUGUGGUUAGAGUUGCAAUAUAUAGAAUUAUA